Molecule: messenger RNA, 1353 nt
Organism: Ruditapes philippinarum (Manila clam)
Lineage: Eukaryota; Metazoa; Mollusca; Bivalvia; Venerida; Veneridae
Exons: 5
Coding region: 1-1353 (450 amino acids)
Source: RefSeq, a predicted model, not a curated record
AUGGCAGCGGGACAGCGUUACUGUAGGACAACGUGGAAGCGGGACAACGUUACAGCAGAACAACGUGGCAGCGGGACAGCAGGACAACGUGGAAGCGGGACAGCGUUACAGCAGGACAACGUAGCAACGACAACGUGGCAGCGGGAUAGCGUUACAGCAGGACAACGUGGAAGCGGGACAGCAGGACAACGUGAAAGCGGGACAGCGUUUACAGCAGGACAAUGUGGCAACGUUACAGCAGGACAACUUGGCAGCGGGAUAGCGUUACAGCAGGACAACAUGGCAGCGGAACAGCCGUUCCUGCAGGACAACCGGGAUAACGUUACAGCAAGACAACGUGGCAACAUUACAGCAGGGCAACGUGGCAGCGGGAUAGCGUUACAACAGGACAACGUGGCAACUUUACAGCAGGGUAACGUGGGCAGCGGAACAGCAGGACAACUUGGCAGCGGGAUAGCGUUACAGCAGGACAACGUGGCAGCGUUACAGCAGGACAACGUAGAAGCAGGACAGCGUUACAGCAGGACAACCGUUACAGCAGGACAACGUCGCAGCGGGUCAGCGUUACAGCAGAUCAGCGUUACAGCAGGUCAACGUGGCAGCGGAACAGCGUUACAGCAGGACAACGUAGCAGCGUUACAGCAGGACAACUUGGGCAAGGCGUUACAGCAGGGCAAACUUGGCAGCGGGACAGCGUUACAGCAGGACAACGUGAUAGCGGGACAGCGUUACAGCAGAACAACGUGGCAGUGUAAAGGCAGGGCAACUUGGCAGCGGGACGGCGUUACAGCAGGACAACUUGGCAGCGUUACAGCAGGACAACGUGGCAGCGGAUCAGCGUUACAGCAGGUCAACGUGGCAGCGGGUCAUCGUUACAGCAGGACAGCGUUACAGCAUGACAACGUGGCAGCGUUACAACAGGACAGUCUGACAGCGUGGCAGCGUUACAGCAGGACAGCGUUACAGCAGGACAACGUGGCAGCGUUACAGCAGGACAGUCUGACAGCGUGGCAGCGUUACAUCAGGACAGCGUUACAGCAGGACAACGUGGCAGCGUUACAACAGGACAGUCUGACAGCGUGGCAGCGUUACAGCAGGACAGCGUUUCAGCAGGACAAGCGUGGCAGCGUUACAGCAGGACAGUCUGACAGCGUGGUAGCGUUACAUCAGGACAGCGUUACAGCAGGACAGUCUGGCAGCGGGACAGCUAUGCCGGUUCAAAUACAUCUGGAUGAUGAUGAUGACGGUGAUAAUGAUGAUGAUGUAAGAAGUCGUAGUAGUAGCAGCAGCAGCAGCAGCAGGAAGGGUAGUAGUAGCAGUAAUGGUAGUACCAAAGUACCUUCAUGUAAUUGA